AUGUCCUCGCAACUACAACGCUCCUACAGCAUACCAAUGCGCCCUAUCAGCGACAAAGAAAUGGAGUUCAUCAACUUAGAUCAACUCUUCGAGGAAUAUGUUGACAUAGACUCGCUCCAACACUUUAGCAAUUCGACCCCCGACCGGUUGAACAACGACGAAGUAGCUCAUCUCUUCAGUGUUCCGUCGUCGAAUGGGAGUGGCUCUUUCUCGACUUCGCUUAGACUCAAUCAGCACGUGGAAGCUGCUUGGCAACAGGCUCUCCAGAGAUGCGAGCAAAACUCAGCCUUGUACCCCAACUCCUCUAACCUCUACUUCAACAAGAGAGGAAAAGAAUCAUCAAGCGAGUUCGAAUCGAUCGGGAUCGAAGACCGUUUCGAACCAGAAAGAAAUCAAUCGCGAUCCAUUUCUCUACCACCAAUACCACGACCCCAUACUUCUAGAUCCAUCAAGAAGGCUACCUCAUUUAUCGACCGGCCAGCUUCCCGCGGCACCCAAAAGGUAUCGAAGAUGUCUUCCAAUCCUACAUUUCCAAACAUGAUGCAACCAUCGUACUGCCAAUCUUCUAUGCCAGAAGUUCGAGCCCGCAAGAUUGAAACCCCAACGGACUCCUUCAGCCUAUACACGUCACCAGAUAAUACCUGCUCCAACCCCUCAAUCACCAGAUCAGAGCCUCUCAACAGAUUCUCCAUACAAAAUUCCCAGCCCUACAUCACUACACGAUCAUCAGGCCUGGACUACAAGGCCACUGUACCCGAGGCGAGCUUUUCCAACUCCCACUUAACACCCGAGACAUCACCAGCGAUGAUUCCAGUUGGUUUCACAGACAAUAGCAAUUCAUACGUGUCCAACAUGAACUUGUCAUUCAACUCAUCUACGUCCAACGCAGCUCAUUCAGCCUUGCAGACCCCGCCCUCUUUCUUCCAGGUACCUGUGCCAACUUGGGCCUCGAACACGCCACCAGAGCUUGAGUAUUUGUACCCAGCCUCGCCAGAACAGUCUUCUACCAAACUGAGUGAAUGGUGGGAGGAUGACACUAUUCAGUCUGCAAAUAAAAACGCUAGCUUUAGCCACACAUCGAUGACAGGGCUGGGUAUAACUUGUGGUUCCGCGAGUUUCAGUGAUCUUAGCACAGAAGUGAUUGUUGGCGAGGAAGCUACAGCAUCCAGCUUCGAUAUGGGAUACACUACUAUGUACCCGACGCCUCCUCUUCAACUUCACAACCAAGAUCAACACGGCAUCCCCACCAGCCACCGCUCCUCACGCUCAUGUUCUCCCCGUCGACGCCGUACAUCCUCUCGUUCCCACCGCGCCCACCGGAGUCAAUCUUCCUCUUGUCAGUCACCAGGCAACGGGGGCUUCGUGAACUUCACACCCGACGACAGCCGCAAGAUCUUGACUGGAGUUGCGCCCAGUGGGUCGAGCAAGACGAAAGCCAGGCGUGAGAAGGAGGCCGUGGAGAAGAGAAAGAAGUUGAGUCAGGUGGCUAUGAAGGCUAUUAUGGAGGCGGGUGGGGAUGUGAACAGUUUGAGGACCUUGGAACGGGAAGCGUUGUUUGGACUCGAGAGUUGA
This is a messenger RNA of Dothidotthia symphoricarpi CBS 119687, 1572 nucleotides long. RefSeq lists its product as uncharacterized. The transcript has a single exon. Bases 1 to 1572 code for a protein of 523 amino acids. The record is from RefSeq and is a predicted model, not a curated record. NCBI's taxonomy places the organism in Eukaryota, Fungi, Ascomycota, Dothideomycetes, Pleosporales, Dothidotthiaceae.